AUGGACGCCAAUAACCUCCCGCAAUGGAAAGACAUGCCGGCCGUUGAGGGCAUGCCCCAUGGCUGUGCCUGGGGGCUCUUCGACAAGGACGGCAAGAAGGACGAGCUGGGCACUCUGAACCUUCUCACUCCCGAGGUCGUGAUGCGUGCGCGUGAGGAGAUCAAGACCGGCAAGAGUGUAGCUCUGAACUGGGGCCUGGACAGGCUGAGUGAUGUCCAGAUGGGCCGUUCCGUCCUCAAGCACAGUCACGUCGACUGGAGGGAUAAGGGGUACGAUUUCUGGUGCUAUGACGACGAGAUUAGUAUCAAUACGCAAACCGGUGAGGCUUCGUGCUGUGGGGGAAGCCAAUGGGAUGGACUGCGCCACUGGGGACACUCCAAGACCGGAUAUUACUAUAACGGUAUCAAGCACGAUGACCUCUUGAAGAGUGGCCGGCUCGGCGUCGAAAACUGGACCAAGCGAGGUGGCAUCGUCGGCCGUGGCGUCCUCCUCGACUACGUCGCCUAUGCCAAACGGAAGGGUAUCGAGUACAGCCCCAUGUCGUCCCACCCGAUCCCCGUGGUGCAGCUCGAGGAGAUGGCGCGCGAGAGCAACGUCGAGUUCCGGCCCGGCGACAUCCCCAUCAUCCGCACCGGCUGGACGAAGUGGUACGACGAGGCCGGCUUCGCGGACCGCAAGAAGUAUGUGAUCGACGGGUACGACUGGGUCGGCAUCGAGGGCUGCGAGGAGAUGAUGGAGUGGCUGUGGAACCACCACUUCGCCGCCAUCGCGACAGACGCCAACGGCGUCGAGCGUGUCCCGUUCAACCCCGAGUGGACGCUCCACGAUUAUGCGUUGGCGUUCUGGGGUAUGCCGCUGGGCGAGAUGUGGGAUCUGGAGGCGUUGGCAGCUGAGUGCGAGACCCAGCAGAGGUGGACGUUCUUUCUGACAAGCUCGCCCCUGAAUCUUCCAGGUGGCGCCGCAAGUCCGCCGAAUGCCAUUGCCAUUUUCUAA
Molecule: messenger RNA, 993 nt
Organism: Thyridium curvatum
Lineage: Eukaryota; Fungi; Ascomycota; Sordariomycetes; Thyridiales; Thyridiaceae
Exons: 6
Coding region: 1-993 (330 amino acids)
Molecular function (GO): arylformamidase activity
Source: RefSeq, a predicted model, not a curated record